ACUGUUCCGCUGGCGCUGGCGGUCCUGGCCAGACCGACGAUUAUUAAUAAUGGUCACGCGCGCGGAACUUUGCAUUGCAAUUUCAGGGCAGUCAGUUGCCAUCGCGGCGUCCCGACAAUCGGCUGUGUCCUGGAGUGUCCUUUCCACGGAAAGCCCCAAGAAAAUCAAUACUAAUGAGCCAUUAAACGUGGCCUCAGCUGCAGUCGGCCGUGGUCUAAUGAGCUGAGUGGCGGCGAAAAUUGAGUGCUGGAUCUAACCGAGCGGCUGCAGCAGGAAAUCGCAUCAUCGCAUCAGCAUCGUCCUCAACGGAAACGGUAAAGGUAAAGGUAAAAGCAGCUCCCAAUCGGAAGUCUUAGGCGUAAUGCCUUUCGCCUGAGCGGCUGCGUAGCAUGGGCUGCUCCAGUUCCAAGUCCACUGCCUCUGAAGAAGACCCCAAGUCACCCAAGCCCGUUUCGGCCAAGUCUGGAAGGACCAAAAUGGACGCCAAGAAGGAGUACCCUGCCUCGGAGGCAUUUACCAUUCCGCUGGACACCGAAGAAAACGCGGAGAUGCCGCUGAACGAGACAAUGCGCCAGCCCCCGAAGAGGAUUCAGCAGAUGCUGCAGGAGGCGGCCAGCGCGGAGCCACCCACCUUGGAGGAGCUGGAGGACAAGCAGCAGAAGGCCGAGCAGAGGCGGCAGGAGCUGAUGCAGCAGAAGCUGGAGACCAUCCAGAAGAACGCCCAAAUGCUGAUGAGGAGUCCCGAUGAAAAUCCGGGGGAUCCCGAGAACACCAAGGAAGAGGAGACCCCCGAAAAGGAGUAG
Drosophila ficusphila is the source of this 803-nucleotide messenger RNA. RefSeq lists its product as uncharacterized. NCBI's taxonomy places the organism in Eukaryota, Metazoa, Arthropoda, Insecta, Diptera, Drosophilidae. The record is from RefSeq and is a predicted model, not a curated record. Bases 390 to 803 code for a protein of 137 amino acids. The transcript is spliced from 2 exons.